Rhodotorula toruloides NP11 is the source of this 2160-nucleotide messenger RNA. RefSeq names its product DNA/RNA helicase, DEAD/DEAH box type. The coding region runs from base 1 to 2160 and encodes 719 amino acids. The transcript has 9 exons. Gene Ontology annotation, molecular function: nucleic acid binding; ATP binding. Lineage: Eukaryota; Fungi; Basidiomycota; Microbotryomycetes; Sporidiobolales; Sporidiobolaceae. The record is from RefSeq and is a predicted model, not a curated record. Gene Ontology annotation, cellular component: nucleolus.
AUGGCUGUGGACAGACUCGCUGCUGCGCCUCCGAGCGCCGGACCAUGGUCCAAGGUCAAUCCGCCGCUCACUCCCUGGGUGGCGGACGUGGUUAGGGACAUGGGCUUCGAGCAGAUGUAUCCGGUCCAGGCGAGCACGAUCCCGCUCUUCAUGCAGCACAAGGACGUCGUUGUGGAGGCUGUUACUGGUUCCGGCAAGACUCUCGCGUUCGUCAUCCCCGUGCUGGAGAAGCUGCUCAGGCGAGGUAAACCGCUGGGGAAGCGGGAAAUCGGGGCUAUCGUGAUUGCGCCGACUCGCGAACUCACCAUCCAGAUUCACUCCGUCUUCAGCCACUUCAUCGCCGCUCAGCCUCAGCCUUCCUCCGAACCCUCGACAUCGACGUCUCCUCCUUCGACUCCGCCUCUCGCUCCAGCCCUCCUUCUGAUCGGCGGCAACUCGCUCCAAGAUGACAAGAAGCAGUUUUUCGAGACGGGCGCGGACAUCCUGGUUGGAACGCCUGGACGGCUCGAGGAGUUCUUGCUGGGGAGCAGCAGUGUCGCGAUGAGCAAGAAGGGGAACAGCGCUUCGGGACGGCGAGGAUCGGGAAACGGCGUUGGAGACACCAAAUCUCUCGAGGUGCUCGUGAUGGACGAGGCGGACCGAUUGCUCGACCUCGGCUUCACUCCAACUCUGACCCGCCUUCUCGACCACUUUCCGAAGCAACGGCGGACAGGACUCUUCUCGGCCACCAUGUCGGACGCGCUCGGGCAGCUUGUUCGUGUCGGCUUGCGGAAUCCGGUUCGAGUGGUUGUCAAGGUCGAGUCGAAGGUUGGCAAGGGCAAGGCGGAGGGUCAGGACGGGCGGAACAUUCCUACACUGCUGCAAAACGGCUAUGUCGUCUGCUCGCCCUCCGAGCGGAUCGCCAUGCUCUUCCGCAUCCUCCGACAAGAAGCCUUUCCCUCCUCCGACUCUGACGAUGCAUCCGGCGCCCGCAAGUUCAUCGUCUACUUCUCCACCUGCGCCGCGGUCGACUACUUCUUCAAAGCGCUCUCGGCGCUCCCUUCCCUCUCCGAAUCCGGCUUCUCCCUCCACUCACUGCACGGCCAGCAAUCUCCCACUCGUCGCUCAUCAACCUACACAGCCUUCACCGCCCUCCCACCUACCACUCCCGGCGUCCUCCUCUGCACAGACGUCGCAGCGCGCGGACUCGACCUCCCCGACGUGGAUGUCGUCGUACAGGUUGAUCCGCCUGUUGAUCCGCGGGCGUUUGGGCAUAGGGUUGGGCGGACCGCCAGGGCGGGGAGGAGCGGGAAGGCGGUGGUGUUGCUCAACAAGGGGCGGGAGGAGGGAUAUGUCGACUUCCUCAACAUUCGCAAGAUCCCGCUACAGCGAUUCGAGUACCCUUCGCAGGGCGACUCGACGCUCGAGCAGGAGGCAGCGGCGGUGCGGGACGAGAUGCGCCAGGUGAUCCUGAAAGACCGGGACUUGCACGACCGUGGCAUCAAAGCUUUCGUCUCGUCCAUCCGCUCCUACUCGAAACACGAAGCCUCGUACCUCUUCCGGCUGCAAGACCUCGACCUCGUUGGACUCGCGCAAUCGUUUGCGCUCUUGCGCAUGCCGAAGGUGGCGGAGUUGAAGGGCAAGGAGAAGGAGAUUAGGGAGAGGUGGGAGGAUGUCGAGGUCGAUUGGGACUCCUAUGCGUACGCGGACAAGGUGCGGGAGAAGCAGCGCAAGGCGGAGCUCAAGGUGCAGCAGGAGAAGCGUCUCGAGCAGGAAUCGCGCAAGCGUGCGUUGGCCGAGUCGAACGCCGCUUCCGCCGUCGACGGUGAGUGCGACGAACCUGAAGCGAAGCGGCACAAGAAGGGCGAGAACAAGGACAAGAACCGCGCGUGGAGUGCGAAGGAGGAUGCGGAGGCGAAGAAGGCUGCGAGGCGGGCGAAGAGGGUCGCAAAGGCCAAGGCGAAGUAUGCGGCGCAGGCGGCGCAGCGGUAUGCGGCUGUCGAGGGCGAUGGAGCGGCGGGCGACGGGGGCGAGAGCGAGGCGGAGGACUGGAAGGAGGAGCUCGCGCGGGCCAAGAGGGAGAAGAAGAUGGCUGCUGCGCGGGGUGGCAAGAGCGAGAAGGGCGUCGCGCAGGCUGGCAGCGGUGGACUGGCGGGUGUAGCGUUUGAGGGGUUGGAUUGA